Tarenaya hassleriana is the source of this 2429-nucleotide messenger RNA. RefSeq lists its product as uncharacterized. The transcript is spliced from 8 exons. The record is from RefSeq and is a predicted model, not a curated record. Bases 161 to 1846 code for a protein of 561 amino acids. Lineage: Eukaryota; Viridiplantae; Streptophyta; Magnoliopsida; Brassicales; Cleomaceae.
UCGUUUCGACGUUUUUGGAUUUCCAUUGUGUCCAAGUAGUUCCCCAUCGGUUUGCGGUGAGUUCGAGAUUAGCAAUGAUUAGGACAAGUCGAUACGGUAGCCAUAGCCAACGUAAUCCGAUACAUUCGUGGUUGGUGAUCGAGAUGACGGAGGAAGAGUGAUGAAGCGCGGCGGACCCAGACGGCGGAGAUUAUCCGUACGCAUGAUUCUAUUCGCGUCGGUGAUCUUCACCGGUCUCGGCUUGGUACUGCUCACGCUCCAUCCGGUUGAUCCUGAGUCGUCGGUCAUCGACGUCGCCGGCGGAGGCGACGUCGUUUCGGACUCCGCCGCCGUCGGUGAGAAGGUUCAGGAACGGCGCGUCACCGUGAGAGGCGGGGCAAGGUCGUGCGCCACGGUAGAGGAGAUGGGAAGCGAUUUCGAAGGGGGUUUCGCGGAACAGAGCCUUCGAGUGCGACAAAUUGCCCGACGCCAUUUUCAUGCAAACGGUGCUUUGGCCAUUCGAGAGCUCCCUCCAAAGAAGUUUUGCUGGCAUGGAUUCGUUCUGGGGAAAACAGCCGAAGCCGGUUUUGGGAAUGAGAUGUACAAGAUCUUAACUUAUGCGGCAUUGAGCAUAAUGUUGAACCGAUCCUUGAUCAUUGGCCAGACCAGGGGAAAGUAUCCGUUUGGUGAUUACAUUGCUUACUCCAAUGCCACCUUUACCAUGAGUGAAGUGAAGCAUCUCUGGAGACAAAAAGGCUGUCUGAAGAAAUACGGAAGGCGGCUUGUCGUGAGAAUGGAUGAUUUCGAGAAGCCGUCCAAGAGUAACGUCUUAUGCAGCAACUGGAUGAAGUGGAAGCAACCUGUUAUAUGGUUUCAAGGUACAACCGACGCAGUGGCGGCUCAGUUUUUCCUGAAGAAUGUGCAUAAAGAGAUGAGGGUUGCAGCCUUUGAGCUAUUCGGAGAAUCGGGAAAACUUGAAACGAGGGCUAAUGUGUUUGGUGAGCUGAUGAUGGCACUCAUAUCUCCGACGGAAGAUGUUAAUGAAGCAGUGAAUUGGGUUCUACGAGAAACCGGGGAUCCUGAUGUUUCAUUGCACAUGAGAAUGCUUAAUAACAGACCGGUUAGAGCUUUAAGGGCAGCGAUGAGAUGCCUUGGCAAAGCAAUCCGCCGUUCGGGUGUGUCAAACCCUAGAGUGGCUAUAGUAUCAGAUACUCCAUCAGUUGUGAAUGCCAUUGAUCCCAAUAUACGAUCGUUUGCUAAGUUAGAUAUUUGUGGUCAGGUUAUACAUUUCGACUACAAGCUUUUCCAAGGGGAUAUCUCCCGAGGCGGCGCCCGGGGGUUACCGAUGGUUGGUUUCAGGAAAAAGGACUGGGGACCGGCUCCGAGAUGGGUUGCAUUUGUGGAUUUCUUUCUAGCCGCCCGUGCAAAACACGCUGUUAUCUCCGUGGCUCAGAGGCGUGUCGGCACUACUUACGCUCAGUUGGUUGCUGCCCUCGCCGCCGCAAAAAGCGUCAAGGAGGAGGAGGAUGGUUGGAGCAACUCGAGCAGCUCGAGCUUUGUGUUCCUGAGCUGUUUCCAGAGAAACCUGCUAACGAACGGUCUGAAGAACCAGGUGGGUUGGGGACACGUGUGGAACCGUUUCGCCGGGCCGUUAAGCUGUCCGAAGCAACCAGACCAGUGCGCGUUCACGCCGCUUAUGGCUCCCGGAUGGUGGGACAGUCUCUGGCAAUCUCCCAUUCCCCGCGACGUCCGUCGAAUGGCUGCCUUCGGGGUCAAGCUUUCGGGUUUUGGUACUAGCGACGAUGGCAGGAUCCGAGCCUUUUGUCGCGCCAAGAAAGAGUACGUAAAUACUGUGACGGUCAUUUAAGGAUCUUUACAAUCUCAAACAGUUGGAAUUAUCGUAGAUUCAUAAAUCUCAAAAGGAUGUCUAUACUGUUUGUUUUUUUUGUAACUUGGGGAGGAAGUUAUUGGUGCUAGAGGUGAAAUGGGCAAGAAAUAUCAAAAGACAUGUAAAGGCGUGACCUUUUCUUGUGGAUUACGUUACCCUUCACGCCUACGAAGAAUCUUUCUUCCCGAGUUUUCGUCUUCUUUUGCCUUUUUCUCUUGUAUUGCUUCGGUCGAAAAUGUGCUAAAUUUCGAAUCUUUUGGUCGGAAAACCGCAGUGUUCAUGGGUUCUUAAGACCAGACCGACUUUAUCAGUGGAAAGUAGUAAAGUCAUCAUCUUCACAGAUUCAGAGUAGAUUGCUUCGUCAAUGGACAGAUUCCGUAAAACCCUUCUCGUGCAUCUUUGACGACAUUUUACAGUGGCAGAUUCAUUUCAACCCACUUUCUUUGUCCUCAUCAGAAGAUACAAAACCGAUUGGCGAUGAACCCUUAUCAUGAAUGAUUCUGACAGAUGUGUAAUGGCUGCAAUAAUGAAGAAGAGACAUAAACCAGCAAAAAAAAAAAAA